AUGCCUAACUGCUUUGCUAUUGACUCAAUAGACAGGCUGCUGAAGGAGCUCAUGAACAACGUCAGCCCAUUCACACUAUUGUAUUUGGCUGUGAUUUUAGGCCAUCGUCCCACAUGUUGCCCUGGCCAGUUGGUGAAGAAAUCCAAUGCCUGGAACAAUGUUGUCAAAUGCCAACUUACUCUCUACAUGUGCAGUCUGGAGGGUGAAUCUGAAUUUGCUUCAUACCUUCUGACUGUUGGCAAUGGUACAGCAGAGGAGAUCCCAGCUUUUGGAGAAGACGUGAUCAUGGUCCCAGACUCAUGGAUGGUUAAUGAGGACACAGUCACUACUGUCUAUCGGACUAACUUUAGCAAAGCUGCUUUAAGUAUGGCAGCUUUAUGCAGGCAAGUUCAUUCUGUGUCCCAAGAACCAGCACUGCGACUACAUCAAUCAGGUGACACUGGACAGAAUGGAAGGGUAUUUCCUAAGCAUUACCAGCACAUCCUGGCCUUGGCAUUUGCAGUAAAGGAAAUCAAUGAAAACCCAGAGAUCUUACCCAAUGUCACCUUGGGCUUCCACAUCUAUGACAGCUAUGACAAUGCAAGGAAGACCUAUCAUGCCACAAUGCUACUGUUGACUAUGCUGGAAAAUGUUGUACCUAAUUAUGUAUGUGAUGUACGGAAUACAUUAACAGCAGUUAUUGGGGGACUGGAUUCUGAAAUCUCCCUGUACGUGGCAAAUAUCUUGGAUACGUAUAAGACUCCACAGCUCAUCUACGGCCCUGCUCCCAUGAUGAACACUAAAACGCCAGGCCUUCCCUUCUACCAGAUGGCUCCUCAGGAAGCUCUUCAGUAUGAGGGGAUUCUCUCUUUGCUUCUCCAUUUCAGGUGGACAUGGAUAGGGAUUGUUGUUAUGAAUAAUGAUAAUGGAGAAAGAUUUCUACAAGUGGUCACUCCACUGUUUUCUAAGAGGAGUGUCUGUUUUGCCUUCAUAGAAAGAGUCCCCAAAUUAAGCUUUGACACUAAAAUUAAUGAUGCAUUUGUAAAGGGGGCACAAAUACGUGAUAAUGUGAUGGGCAGCAAAGCCAAUGUAAUAGUGGCUUAUGCAGAAUCUCAUUCCAUGUCAUUUUUUCAAUGGCUUCCAUAUCUCUCAGAAAAAGAGGACAUUGCAAAGGAAGCUAAAGGGAAAGUAUGGAUAAUAACAUUCCAGAUGGAUUUUACUUCAACUGUCCUUCAAAGGAAUUGGGAUACAGAAAUAUUCCAUGGCACUGUAUCUUUCAGAAUCCACUCGAGUGACCUACCUGGAUUUAAGCAAUUUCUUGAGAGCAGAAACCCUUCUAACACCAAAGAAGAUAGAUUUAUCAGGGAUUUCUGGCAACAGGCCUUUGGCUGUGUAUUCCAAGAUAGCAUUGUGGGGGAAGUGAAUGGAGACAUUUGCACAGGGCAGGAGAAGCUGGAGAGCCUUCCUGGAUCUUUCUUUGAAAUGAGCACAAUCGGACACAGCUACAGCAUCUACAAUGCUGUCCAUGUGGUGGCCCAUGCGCUACAUCAUGCCAUGUCGUCUCCUGGAGCUGCACAUUGUGCAGUAAUGGAUGGAGGGGAACCAAAACCUCUGAAUCUACAGUUUGGGCAGUCCCGGCCUCUUUCUCAGUGUACUGUGAGUUGCCAACCUGGUUCUCACAAGAAAAUCAAGGAGGGUGAACCCUUUUGCUGCUAUGAUUGCAUCCCAUGUCCAGAAGGGAAGAUUUCAAACCAGGAGGAUGCAAAUGACUGUGUGAAAUGCUCAGCCAAAGACUAUCCAAGCAAAAAGCAAGACUUCUGCAUUUUGAAGAGAAUAACUUUCUUGUCUUAUAGAGAACCUUUGGGGUUUAGUUUAGCCUUAUUUGCUAUUACCUUUUCUUUUACAACAGCUCUGGUGCUGGGGACAUUUAUGAAACACCACGAUACUCCCAUAGUCAUAGCCAAUAACCGGAACCUCACCUACACUCUCCUCAUCUCCCUCCUGCUCUGUUUCCUUUGUGCAUUGCUAUUCAUUGGUCGUCCUCAGAAGGUGACAUGUCUCCUCCGCCAAACAGCCUUUGGCCUCAUCUUCUCAGUGGCUAUUUCAUGUGUGCUGGCAAAAACCAUCAUGGUAGUUCUGGCUUUCAUGGCCACCAGGCCUGGAUCCAGGAUCAGGAAGUGGUUGGGGAAGGAGCUGGCCAGCUCCAUUGUGGUUUCCUUCUCCCUCAACCAAGUAGGCAUCUGUACUGGGUGGCUGGCAACCUCUGCCCCAUUCCUAGAUGAGGACAUGCACUCAGGGACUGAAGAAAUUGUACUGGAAUGUAAUGACGGUGCCGUGGCUCUGUUUUACUGUGUCCUGGGCUACAUGGGCUUCCUGGCAAUGUUGAGCUUGACAGUAGCUUUCCUUGCCAGGAAGUUACCAGACAGUUUCAACGAAGCCAAGUUUAUCACUUUCAGCAUGUUGGUCUUUUGCAGUGUGUGGUUAUCCUUUGUUCCCACUUAUCUGAGCACCAAGGGAAAAUACAUGGUAGCCGUGGAGAUCUUUUCUAUCAUAGCCUCAAGUGCUGGGUUGCUGGGUUGUAUCUAUUUGCCCAAAUGUUUCAUCAUUAUGUUGAGGCCUGAGCUGAACAACAGGGAACAGCUAAUCAGAAAGAUAUCCUGA
This is a messenger RNA of Elgaria multicarinata webbii, 2640 nucleotides long. RefSeq names its product vomeronasal type-2 receptor 26-like. Gene Ontology annotation, cellular component: plasma membrane. The record is from RefSeq and is a predicted model, not a curated record. Gene Ontology annotation, molecular function: G protein-coupled receptor activity. The transcript has 5 exons. Lineage: Eukaryota; Metazoa; Chordata; Lepidosauria; Squamata; Anguidae. Bases 1 to 2640 code for a protein of 879 amino acids. Gene Ontology annotation, biological process: G protein-coupled receptor signaling pathway.